Juglans microcarpa x Juglans regia is the source of this 1195-nucleotide messenger RNA. RefSeq names its product methyltransferase N6AMT1-like. The transcript has 3 exons. Gene Ontology annotation, biological process: methylation. The coding region runs from base 332 to 1096 and encodes 254 amino acids. Gene Ontology annotation, cellular component: eRF1 methyltransferase complex. Lineage: Eukaryota; Viridiplantae; Streptophyta; Magnoliopsida; Fagales; Juglandaceae. Gene Ontology annotation, molecular function: nucleic acid binding; protein methyltransferase activity; S-adenosylmethionine-dependent methyltransferase activity. The record is from RefSeq and is a predicted model, not a curated record.
UAAAAGCGACUUCAAGCGCCGCAAGGCACAAACAACUCAGCGACCACGCAAAACAUACGCGCGUAGCAGAGUCGCAGGCUCUCUCUCUCUCUCUCUCUCGCGCGCGCGCGCGCUUGCGAAGAGUAGAUGGAACUGGGAAGGCUUCCCAUCUCAGUGUGAGAGGCAAACUGGUAUCGGCAGGCUAUACCACUCUUUCUUCUCUCUCGUCUUCCCAGAUUGUUCGAGAACUGGGGUCAACAUAAACCUCUUUCCAAAGAAUGAUAAACUAUGGAACAAUAAGAGGCAACCAAAUCUCUGGCAUAAACAUAAAAUUUUCAGUGUCCUUUACAAGAUGUCCUUCAAGAUGGCCCAAAUCAGCCUUGUGAGUAGACAUAGGGAGGUUUAUGAACCAUGUGACGAUUCAUUUGCACUGGUUGAUGCACUUCUCGCCGAUAGAAAUAACCUGUUAGAGCAUCAUCCAACAUUGUGCAUGGAAGUGGGUUGUGGUAGUGGGUAUAUCAUCACCUCUUUAGCUCUCAUGUUGGGACAGAAGGCUGCUGGAGUUCACUAUAUUGCUACUGAUGUCAAUCCUCAUGCAGUGAGAGUUACCAAUGAGACCCUAGAAGCACAUGGUGUUCAUGCAGAGUUGCUAGCCACUGACAUUGCAUCAGGAUUGGAAAUGCGUUUGGCAGGAUUGGUUGAUAUAAUGGUUGUGAACCCACCAUAUGUGCCAACACCCGAAGAUGAAGUGGGUCGUGAAGGAAUUGCCUCUGCUUGGGCAGGUGGGGAGAAUGGCCGGAGAGUUAUCGAUAAGAUAUUGCCAAUUGCUGACACUCUAUUGUCAGAUAAGGGCUGGUUGUACAUGGUCAUGCUUACGGCUAACAAUCCCUCAGAGAUAUGCCUUCAAAUGAGAGAGAAGGGAUACGCUGCUAGAAUUGUCAUCCAGAGAUCAACAGAAGAAGAGUCUCUCCAUGUCAUCAAAUUCUGGCGGGAGUUCAAUACUCAAAGUAGGUCAAAGGAAUUGAUGACAGCAAACAAAACAGUUCCUGCAAGAGUCAUGCAGGAAUCUCCAGUCUCACAGUUUCCUAAAUCUGACAUUUUUAGCCAUGGUAGCUGAUAAAGGUGAAGGUAAAAGAAGUGUGUAACAUCUUUGACCUCAGCCACAUUAAGAAUUAUUUCUUUUUAAUUUAUAUUAUAAUCUGGAUUACUCAGUCAA